GAAAAGUUUACCAGCUUUUCUGGCAGCACGGAACAGAAGCUCUUCUAUGAGGUGCUGAGCAGGGUCUCCAUCAGGGAAUCUCUCCAUAAAAUUUUGCACAUGGGAAACGACUUCUUGAUUGCUAAAAUAUUGAUGAAAGCACCAAAAAUUGGUCUCUUGGGUACAGUUUGUGGUGGCGUAGGGAUGGUGAACACGAUAUGUAGGGGGCAGUACCAAUAUAAUCAAGCACACCUCUUCUAUGCUUGUGCUAUGAUCAGUGGACAGUUGCAGUGCAGUCAAAUUCACGCAAUGAUGCGAAUGAGCUUCAUUCACUGCUCUUCUCUCCCUCUGACUGACACCGGCAGACUCCUCAUCUAUGCUGUCCCCAGUGAACCCACCAUCCUCAGGAACUUUUUUGCACUGGGCUACAAUGGCACGACUAUCCCCAACAUUCAUCACAUAAACAUCUUCAUCCCUCAUCAAUACAACCAACAAGCAAGAACCCAUCAAUGCAAGCUCUGGAUAACGAUCAAGAACCCUAUCUGUCAUAUCCAAGUAAGCUUGCUCAGUUACUUCAAGCGCUCUCGACAUUGCACUCAAUACCAACUCAUGAUCAACUACACCUAUCUUCCUCUUCCGGCCAGUCUUACCAAUCUUCUCCCUCUCAUCAUCUACUACAUUAUUAUUCUCCCUCAUUUCUUCUGUUGUUUUGUGUUUCCCCUCCAACCAAAAUUUCCAAGGAAACAACCUUCUACCUUCUUUGUCCUUGUGCCUACUCAGCAACCCAUCUUCGACAACAGUAAUGACCUCCUUUUCACAGCUGAACCUGCAUCAUUUACACUUAAUGCGUCAUCUACUGAGAAUGCAAAUCUUUCUGAACCAGAUAGAUCGAGCCCUUCCCCUGGAUCAUCAUCAUCCACCAAGUAUUCCCAUAACCUCCUCCUUCUAACUUCAAUAUUUUCCCCUCCGAACUUCACUUUUUUACCUAUUUGUGAUCCUAUCUCGCCGCCUUUCAUUUCUUCCGUCUCUUGGGGACCUUCUCUGUCAGCAGCAUCAGAUGAAUUCCCUGCACCAAUUAUGUUUUCUGGGGCUGCAGCUGCAACUACAUCUUCUGUGUCCCAAAAUAGACCCUCUAAUUCAUUAUACAUUGCUUUGUACAGAUGGCUCAUCAGAAAUUCAGGAGCAUCGGGUCCCCAACCUAACUCUUCCGAAACUACCACAUGCACCCGAUCCUCACCCGCCUUCCCUAAAGCCCACUGCACAUUGCUCUCAUACCCAACCUCCACUCCUUCCCUGGUGCCAUCGUCUGCAGGUGGAAGUUCUUUCUUACCUCCUCCACUAAUGAAGUUCAUUACAGGCACCACCGAGAAGUUCCGAUACAAUGCCUUGCGCAUUCCCGAAAUGCCCUUCUUCUUCUUCUUCCUCUUCUUCACUGGCGCUGAGAAGGGCACAUCACCACUGUUUUCGCCGGAGGCAGCUCCGUCUAGCGGGCCGGAAAUGGCCCCACGCUCAAUCGGGCCCGACAUAAAGAAAGCCCUCUCCAGAGGGGCAGAGGAGGGCUCGCAUCCACGCGGGGCCCGCUGUAGGGGCAAGGCACUGAACGAGGACGUGCUCUCGAACCCAUCCAGUGAAACAUUGUUACAGCCGGCCCUGGAGGCUCCGGCCACGAAACCCUUGUUGUUGCCGGUCUUUGAAUUG
Striga asiatica is the source of this 1677-nucleotide messenger RNA. The record is from the annotation of a GenBank genome assembly. NCBI's taxonomy places the organism in Eukaryota, Viridiplantae, Streptophyta, Magnoliopsida, Lamiales, Orobanchaceae.